AAGUGGGUGGGAUUUGAAGAAAGUGAGAGAUGCACUCCAUUUAGGGUAUAGCAAAGGGGGUAAAAAACCCACAUCAGGGUUGGGUUUCUCUGUGACAUUGACAGCAGCCCAGGGUGAGCUAAUGUCCACAAAACUAAGAACCCACACCCUUUAGAUGACAAGAGUAGGCUGGGCAGGAGUGGCGCCCCAAAAUAGGGUGUAAAGAACCCCGAGGAUACUGAGAACACAUAUUGGAAGUAUUGGAGGGUCUUGACUUGGGGAUAAAGAAAAUGGGGGCAUAGGCCAGAAAGGAGGGAAGGGGAGAGUUUUCAUUAAGGGACAAAAAUUCAUGGGUGAGGACAGCUGAGGAGCGCAUAGGCUGCUGGAGCUAGUGCAGGGCCUAAGGGUGGGAGCUGGUGGUUGUGGGGGGACGUGAAGGGGUCUGGGGUUUAGCCCCAGAUCCUGCGGGUGGGGCGGUGGGUUGGGUCCUGAGCAUGCCCUGGUGAGAGGGCUCCUCUCCAGGGGAGCCCAGGGCGCUCCGGGACCUGCUGGUUUGGGGGUGUCUCCUCCCGGGGCGCUAUGGCGGCGUUGGCCAGUAGCUUGAUCCGUCAGAAGCGGGAGGUCCGUGAGCCCGGGGGCAGCCGGCCGGUGUCGGCGCAGCGGCGCGUGUGUCCCCGCGGCACCAAGUCUCUUUGCCAGAAGCAGCUCCUGAUCCUGCUGUCCAAGGUGCGACUGUGCGGGGGGCGGCCCACGCGACAGGACCGCGGCCCAGAGCCUCAGCUCAAAGGCAUCGUCACCAAACUGUUCUGCCGCCAGGGUUUCUACCUCCAGGCGAAUCCCGAUGGGAGCAUCCAGGGCACCUCAGAGGACACCAGCUCCUUCACCCACUUCAACCUGAUUCCUGUGGGUCUCCGCGUGGUUACCAUCCAGAGUGCCAAGCUGGGUCACUACAUGGCUAUGAAUGCCGAGGGCCUGUUGUACAGCUCGCCACAUUUCACAGCAGAGUGUCGCUUUAAGGAGUGCGUCUUUGAGAAUUACUAUGUCCUGUAUGCCUCUGCCCUCUACCGCCAGCGUCGUUCUGGCCGGGCCUGGUACUUAGGCCUGGACAAGGAGGGCCGGGUCAUGAAGGGAAACCGAGUCAAGAAGACCAAGGCGGCUGCCCACUUUGUGCCCAAGCUCCUGGAGGUGGCCAUGUACCGGGAGCCUUCUCUCCACAGUGUCCCUGAGACCUCCCCCUCCAGUCCCCCCGCCCCUUGAGAUCUAGUCCCUGGACUGGAGGCUCCCUGCACUUCCAGUGAGCCAGCCACCGCCACAGCCUGUCCCCUAGCCACGCUCCGGGCCUUGCUGCUCUCACCCUGUUGCCACACACAAGCCCUGAGCAGCCAGGCCUCACCAGGUGCUGUACCCCGAGGGCACCUAGGGGCUGGCUGGGACCUCUGGAGCUGCUGCUGCGCUCCCAGAUCCUGGGGCCCAGGAGAGGUUCUCAGAUGGGGGUGCCUGGAACGAUCCUGGCUGUUCACUUCUCUCUUUCCACACUAACUCCUACCCUUAAGAGAACCUCGGGUUUUCCUGAAAUGGCCCCU
Acomys russatus (golden spiny mouse) is the source of this 1562-nucleotide messenger RNA. It is a transcript of the gene Fgf11, whose product is annotated as fibroblast growth factor 11. NCBI's taxonomy places the organism in Eukaryota, Metazoa, Chordata, Mammalia, Rodentia, Muridae. Gene Ontology annotation, cellular component: cytoplasm. The record is from RefSeq and is a predicted model, not a curated record. Gene Ontology annotation, biological process: positive regulation of protein phosphorylation; animal organ morphogenesis; cell differentiation. The coding region runs from base 559 to 1236 and encodes 225 amino acids. Gene Ontology annotation, molecular function: growth factor activity; fibroblast growth factor receptor binding. The transcript has 5 exons.